CGCAUUUCUUUCUAUAGAACCUUAUGAAUAAUUAAAUUUCUUUUGUAAAGUUUAAGAGUAAUUAUUUACAGGGGGCAUACGAAAUAUAAAAUUGAACCUUUAAAAUGACAAUUUCUUACUUUUUUAGAUGUUUAUAUUUAAUCAAUGAGCAAUUUUCUUAAAUUAUUAAAACUUUCUAGAGCCAUAACAAUACAGCCGCAGAUCUAUUCCAAUACUUAGUUUUUCUUGGCUUAUCACGCGGUGAGCAAUGCGGUGGUUACUUUUGCUAUUUUUCGGCACUUUAGCCAUAGCCGAAAAUGUCCACAAAGUUUCUUCCAGUGAUUCAUAUUUGGAUGCCUAUCAGGAGACUAAAACUAAUGCCAAGGUAACCAAAGCACAAAAAAAGAGCGAUGGAGUAUAUCCAGUUUAUUCCGGAAACGCUCAGUAUUUUGGACCAUCUGAUUCGUUUCAACCUAAUUAUGGACCUCUGCCAAGUAGUUAUGGAUCUCCUUCAAACCAUUAUGGACCACCUAUUGAUAAUUAUGGACCAUCUAUUGAUAAUUAUGGACCGCCAAGUCCACAGUAUGGACCUCCGGUACCUAAUUAUGGACCAGGUCCUGCCUAUGGGUCUUUUGCUGAACCGGCUCCUCAAUAUGGCCCACCAAUCUACGGUCCACCAGCCCAAAACUUACAAGUAUUUUAUGGUGUGCCUCAUGCUAUGAUUAGCAUCUGGGAUAAGCUCUGGGAAAAGAUUAAGUGGAAACUAGACCUAUUAACCAUCGGCAAAAUUAUUUUAAAAUUAAUUAUUUUCAAGAAGAUUGUUAACUUUAUUGCCAUUAUCUUUUUGCUUCUGUUUAUUCCUUCUCUUAAGCACAAGAAGGGAUUCUUCAGUACCGAGAAUGAUGAGGCAGAAAGGGGAAUUCAAAAUACUGGAAAUGUAAUAGAUGAAAGACUACAAAAUAUAGCAUCGUUUGUAAGCCAAUCUAUUGAAAAGUACUCGACACUAGAAAGCCAGGAUGCUGAUUGUAGUACUGUUUACUGUAGAAUCCAAAGAGAUCUCAAGAAUAUUAAAAAUGAAACUACAUAUAACAGGUUAGUCGAGCUUUAUGCAAGAGAUUUUGAGAGCAGCCAAAAGAAAAGUGCCAAAGUUUGAUGCAAACAAACUUCUUGUAGUUUUAAAUUUAUUUAUUUUAUUAGGAUUAGAUAUUAAAUUAUUAAAGGAAAGACAGGCUGUACAGAAUAAAUAGAGUUAUUAUGAUUUAAAAUCCAAGGGGAUGUUUUGCGAAAUAAAUAAAUAAAAAAUGUA
This is a messenger RNA of Anthonomus grandis grandis, 1285 nucleotides long. RefSeq lists its product as uncharacterized. NCBI's taxonomy places the organism in Eukaryota, Metazoa, Arthropoda, Insecta, Coleoptera, Curculionidae. Bases 248 to 1132 code for a protein of 294 amino acids. The transcript is spliced from 5 exons. The record is from RefSeq and is a predicted model, not a curated record.